Messenger RNA from Dalotia coriaria, 1173 nucleotides. RefSeq names its product serine/threonine-protein phosphatase Pgam5, mitochondrial-like. Bases 146 to 1003 code for a protein of 285 amino acids. Gene Ontology annotation, molecular function: protein serine/threonine phosphatase activity. Gene Ontology annotation, biological process: peptidyl-threonine dephosphorylation; positive regulation of mitochondrial fission. NCBI's taxonomy places the organism in Eukaryota, Metazoa, Arthropoda, Insecta, Coleoptera, Staphylinidae. Gene Ontology annotation, cellular component: mitochondrion. The transcript has 6 exons. The record is from RefSeq and is a predicted model, not a curated record.
GUUAUACUCGCAGUUCGCCGCAGUUUGCCGUCCGAAACGUGUCGACUCGCAUUGAAAUCGACUCUGAUUUAAUUUCUCCCCAACGUCUUAUCAUUGUUAAUCAUAUCAGUGUAAAUAAUCGCAACCUGGCAACCAAGUCACACAGAUGGCAUCGUUCACGAAGCUGCAGAAGCUUGUCCUAGGUCUUGGUGCAGUCAGUGGGGCAGCUAUCUACUACAUAACUAACGUGUACGAGCCAGAAAAGAAAGAAUUCUUAGACAACAAGAAGGUGCACGCGUCAUGGACAACGAAUUAUGUACCGUCAACGAAAUGGGAUGAUAACUGGGACCAUCGGCAACCUACCAGUUUGGUGAAACCUCCACGAAAUGGUGACACCAACGAAAUUUCCAAUGAAAAAUUAGAAGAGGUGAAGUCACGUUUCACUCGGCAUAUUAUUCUUGUGAGGCAUGGUCAAUACAACUUGGAUGGAGUCAAUGACGAGGAGAGAUUCCUCACUAAGUUGGGUGUUCAACAAGCUGAGUCCACUGGUGUCAGGCUGAAGCAGCUAAGUUUGCCUUACACAGAUAUGGUGAGGUCUACUAUGACUAGGGCUCAACAGACAGGGGAAUUGAUAUCAAAUAGUCUUCCUGAUAUCCCAGUUAGAAAUUGUGAUCUGAUUCGUGAGGGUGCUCCAGUGCCACCAGAGCCACCAGUGGGUCAUUGGAGGCCUGAACCUCAUCAGUUUUUUAAGGACGGUGCAAGGAUCGAGGCUGCUUUCCGCGAGUACUUCUAUCGCGCCCCUCCGGAGCAGGUGAAGGACACGUACACGAUUCUUGUUUGCCAUGCGAAUGUCAUCAGAUAUUUCGUCUGCAGGGCUUUGCAAUUUCCACCUGAAGCCUGGCUGCGAUUAUCCCUAAACCACGCAAGUAUUACCUGGCUAUCAAUUACACCAAGUGGACGCGUUAUUCUUCGCAAUCUAGGCGAUUCCGGCCAUAUGCCUCCAAGCUUAAUCACCAGCAGAUAAAAUCUCAGUCGAUGAAUAUUUAAUACGUAAAAACUAUGAAAUUAAUUCCGUAUCAUUUUGUUAUAAAUUAAUUAAAAAUUGUGUGUUUAUGCUCAAAAUAUCAUGCCAAAUCGUUUAUUUAUGUUUUUAACAUGUGAGAACUACAAUAAAACAGUUAAUAAUGCCAUUAA